Molecule: messenger RNA, 2954 nt
Organism: Cryptotermes secundus
Lineage: Eukaryota; Metazoa; Arthropoda; Insecta; Blattodea; Kalotermitidae
Gene: SPR
Product: sex peptide receptor
Exons: 3
Coding region: 173-1306 (377 amino acids)
Biological process (GO): G protein-coupled receptor signaling pathway
Cellular component (GO): membrane
Molecular function (GO): G protein-coupled peptide receptor activity
Source: RefSeq, a predicted model, not a curated record
CACAGAAUAGACGCACACAGACAUCCAUGCCUCAAGUGGGAUUCGAACAUACGAUCCCGAUGUUUGAGAGGCCGAAGGCAUUUCAUGCCUUAGAGAGCGCGGCAACUGUGAUCGACCCUAUCUUUCAUACUCAGGCAUGUUAUGUAUGCUGAAGCAGUGAGUGGCGCACAAGAUGACGACUAACUGCACGAACACGUGGGAGAGCAACGCGACGCGCUCGUUGUACCUGAACGUGACUUGCGAGUUGCCCAUCCGCUACGCGCAGCCCAUGUACGGCUACGUGGUACCCUUCCUGCUGGUGGUCACCAUCAUCGCCAACACGCUGAUCGUGGUGGUGCUGUCCAAACGCCACAUGCGCACUCCCACCAACGCCGUGCUCAUGGCCAUGGCCCUCUCCGACAUGUUCACGCUGCUCUUUCCUGCUCCCUGGCUCUUCUAUAUGUACACUUUCGGUAAUCACUACAAGCCACUGUCUCCUGUAGGUGCCUGCUACGCAUGGAACAUCAUGAACGAGGUGAUCCCUGCCAUGUUCCACACGGCGUCCAUCUGGCUCACCCUGGCACUCGCAGUGCAGAGGUACAUAUAUGUGUGUCAUGCACCGAUGGCACGCACUUGGUGUACUAUGCCCCGGGUGCUGAAAUGUGUGGGCAUUAUUGCUCUGCUGGCCAUGUUGCAUCAGUCCACCCGCUUCGUGGACCGGGUCUACGAACCACUGGAAGUGCUGUGGGACGGCGAUGAGAAAGUGACGGUGUGCCAACACAACUGGGCUGACUGGGUUAUCUACAUCAACCUUGACGUGUACUUCACACUAUACUACUGCUUCCGCGUGGUGUUCGUGCACGCUGUGCCCUGCGUGUCGCUGGUUGUGCUGAAUGUUCUGCUCUUCCGUGCCAUGCGAGAGGCACAAAUCAAGCGCGAGAAACUGUUCAAGGAGAACCGCAAGAACGAGUGCAAGCGACUCCGGGACUCAAACUGCACAACCCUCAUGCUCAUUGUCGUGGUGACAGUCUUCCUCCUAGUGGAAAUCCCACUUGCUGUUGUCACUGUGCUUCACAUAAUCUCGAGCAGCGUCACAGAGAUCCUGGAUUAUUCCAUUGCUAAUGUGCUCAUCCUUUUCACCAAUUUCUUCAUUAUCGUUAGCUACCCCAUCAACUUUGCAAUCUACUGUGGCAUGUCUCGACAGUUCAGAGAGACUUUCAAGGAGCUCUUUGUGCGCGGGACUGUCACUGCUCGCAAGAACGGGGGUAGCUCCAGAUACUCCCUUGUCAAUGGCCCUCGGACCUGCACCAACGAGACUGUGCUAUAAUGCUUUGUGUGAAACAUACGCUUCCGCUUGUGCACCCCUCAUUGAAUUGUGUUUGGUGCUACAUUGAUGAAAAGUAACUGUUUGGUGGAGGGAGACAGCAUCUCAAAACAGUCAUCACAUCACUUUAAUUUACCAUCACACCGUGAUCAGUAACUCAGUGGUUGAGAUGGCUUGUCAGAAUCUCAAAUGGGAAAGCAACUUUCUCAUGGUGACUUAAGCAAAACACAUACUUUCUAUGAUGUUUUAAUUGACUAAAGAGCGUGUUCUGUCACUGUAAGGUCCUUGACUUCAGCAUGGUUUGUGUCAGGGUUAUCAUUUCAUAUCAAGGAAAAAAAGGGUGAACUUUUGUUAUUUCUUACACAUGAAAAUAAACAGUGCUAGUGUAUUGUAAUUUUAUCACAACGUACCACAGCAGAUCCUAUGCUGAAAGAAAAUACUUCUUACAAAAAUAAAGACAAAGCUGACACAUAUGACAUCAGAAUACAAAUGUUAUGUCCUUUGGGAGCUAUGACUGUAUGCCUAACGACAAGUUUUUAUAUAUGAAGAUCUGACAAACUUCAUCUAAAAGGCAUUCAUUGAACAUAGUUCCAAUAUAUGUCAACAUAAUCAAUGAGGAAUUUGAUGUAUUAGAAGAUAAUAUUUUGUUGGUCUGCUGUAGCUGUGAGAACAAAGACUUACAUGCAGCUUGAUAUUGUGGUGUUCUUUUUGCAUUUUGGUAGGACUAAUAUGAGCCUACAAAUGCUCAGACCGGGAAAAACAUUUCAACAUCAAAUUCUAUCUCUGUUUUGUCCCACUGAUUGGACAAUGACAUCUUUGUGACCUGUGUCAGAAAUGGUUGCAAUCACCAACUUUCCGCCUGCCCUCAUCUCCACAUGCAUUCAGAACUCUUUUUUUGAAUAUCAUCGUUCUCAGCAUGAAGAAAGGCGUAUUUGCAUGUAAAACAAACAGCCAUAAAUCAGAAACAGAAUUACCUGUAUAUGAUGUGACUAGCUCCUCAUUAAUCAAACUUUUCAAUGUUUAUUUUGUCAUAACACUUCAGGGAUGGUAGUCAUAAUAUUAUUAGAGGAAGAAAAUGUUGUACAUUAUGAAAAAUAACUUAGUUUCAUCUUAACCUCUAAUUUGCAAUUUAAUUAUUUUAUUACUUGCUAACAUCACAAGGCAACAGUAUGUUUUCCUCUCUACCAUGCAAUAACUUAUGAACCAGCGCUGCUACCGUAAGACAUGUAUCACUAAUUUCUUGCUUUAGUUUCUUCCACAAAGAGGAAGCAGUGGCAAUUCAGUCUUUUGAGGUCUUCUGACUUGGAAGCAAAAUUAUUUUUUAUCAGAUUUGUAGGUCAUGCUUCCCCCUCUCCUCCCCUCCCCUCUUCCACUCCUUAUCCUAUUAUUAUUAUUAUUAUUAUUAUUAUUACUACUACUACUACUACUACUACUAUUUAUAAUCACAAGCAUCAUCAUCAAAUAAGUGAGUAUCAGCUCCUUAAUGAGUACUUUGCUGCACUGACUUAAUUUCUGUAAUCCCUCUUAACCAGUAACAAAAUGUCUUAGUGUCCCAUCACUUAACAAUGCUACAUCAGUUAGGAAAUGUAUGCAUAGUGUAAAGUAGAGUAAAGGUAUCCCUGUAACAGGCCGUGAAGGCCCAUAGGGUUGU